CAAGACUCUGAAACCGGAAGAGGAAAUCACACCGUUAUCUGUGGAUGUUUAUUACAAAUUGAAAGCAACAAAAAAUAUAUAUUUUAAAAAAAAUGAAUCCUCCAAUUAUCAACUCUACUAAUUCGGUGACAACUUCUACUAAAAGUAAGUUUCUGAAAAAAGGAAAGCGAGAGGCCGAGCGCUCUGUCAACUGGACAGUGGAAGAGACCCAGGUGUUGCUGUGUGCCUGGAGUGACGAGCGAGUGCAGAAGAGCCUGGCGGAGAAUGUCCGUAACCGCCAUGUUUUCAAACACCUCUCAGCCCGCAUGUGUGACCUGGGCUUCUCCCGCAGCCCUCACCAGUGCCGGCUCCGCGUCAAGACCCUCAAGGCCAACUAUGUCAGAGCCAAGCUGCUGAUGAGCGUGGAUGACUCCCAACCCUGCAGUUUCAGGUACUACUCUGAGAUGGAUGCUGUGCUGGGUAGAAAUCGCGCUAUGGAAGGGACUGGAGGAGGGCGCCGUUUUGGAUCUCCCGAAGGCAUAGGAGGAUUAUUAGGAGGGUGCCAUUUUGGGUCUGAAUUGAUCGCAGAAACAGGGCGCUAUUUGGGAUCUGAAGGCAUUGGAGGACUAGGAGGAGGAUGCAAUUUUGUAUCUUCGGAGGGGCCGGCAGGACGGAAGGCACGGUAUAUGGUAUCUGAGAUGAAGGUGGAGGAGGACAGGGAGGCAGACGAUACAGACGACUACGAGUUCAACGAUGUCAUCACUCGGCCACCGGUUGGCCCGGGUGGAAGACGCCAUGAUGCUUUUCUAGAGCACAGCAACGACUAUCAUGAACCUGCUGUUCAUCCAUUGGAGGAUGACCGCAGCCCCAGGUCAACACCGCCACCAACCCAGCCUGCUUGCCAUUUUUCUCCACCCCCAGACCAUAGCCCCAACUUGGGCAGUGGUAUCAACAUUCCCUCCGCCCAGCCCCUAGAGCCUGUUUUGAAGCACUUGGCAGACUGCUUCCAGAGGCUGGUCUCAGAGUCCCGGGGUCUGAUGGUGCAGCUGGAGGGCCAGAGGCAGGAGCAGGCUCGCUGGCAGCAGGACUUGCUCUCUCAGUGGCUGGAGAGAGAGGAGAUGAGGCAGAGAGAGGCGGCGGACAGGGAGGACCGGAGGGAGAAGGCCCGUAUGGCGCAUGAGAUCAGGGUACUGACUCUCCUCAGUGGCCUGGCCCAGAACCAGCAGAGACAGAAGCAGACACCACAUCACAGCUGCAGCUGUUGCCACCAGUGUAGCAGGGUGGAGGCGGUAGGUGGGGCUGUUGCCGGGGCCUCAGCCAUCACCAGACAUGAUGAUGGAACUGAGGACAGAGACCAGAUGGAGUCAGCGGCCUUAUAGAAGAAAGGGUUGGAUACAGACCUGGGGUGGUGUGUGUGUGUGUGUGUGUGUGAGAGAACUCCAUGCCUUUCAGAAUGUAUGUAUAACUUCUUGCUGGAGUGUUUGGCCUACAUUAAAUAAAUGUUUUUUGUUGUUGUUAAUUUGUUAAUAGUUUUUUGUUUGUUAAUUGUUUAAUUAACUCUGACAUUAAGGGUUCAGUGGUCUGAGUGAAACAACUGAAAUGCAGUAUUAUUCUCUCAAACUUUUUUUUUUUUUUUUUUUACAAUACAUUUUUAUCGGUGAAGGUGUUCGAUUUGGUUCUCUUGAUCUGGUGUACGGAAACUCAUCUGUUCUGUUUACGUUGCUGACAGUUUUGGUUUCGUUUGAUGCCUAAUGAACACACCCCAAGUAUGUAUGGGUGUUCCUGUUGAGAAGGUCUGUCGGUCUUCUCAGACACCCUGAUUUAGGAAGUCACCGUCAUCACCAUCAGGGCUACUGCCGCAUUUCUCAUGGUAAAUAGACAUGUUGAUGGCUAGUUGAAUAGGCAGGUGGGUGUGAGGGGAGGCUAGCUGUUUACUACAGCGCUGCCAAGAAUGAAACUUUGGGGUCAAUUCAGUAUUGAAAUGUAUUUAUUUAAAUAGGAAGUUAAGAACAAAUUCUUAUUUUCAAUGACGGCCUAGAAACAGUGGGUUAACUGCCUGUUCAGGGGCAGAAUGACAGAUUGUUACCUUGUCUGGUCGGGGAUUCGAACUUGCAACCUUUCGGUUACUGGUCCAACGCUCUUACCUCACGGCUACCCUGCCACGAAAUCACAAGAGAUUUGACUGAUCUUAUAUUUUUUUUUAACUGAGUGUUUUCCUAUUUGUCCUGAAUUAUUCAUAUUAAAAAGUGACAGUCUC
Messenger RNA from Oncorhynchus masou masou (cherry salmon), 2236 nucleotides. RefSeq lists its product as uncharacterized. Lineage: Eukaryota; Metazoa; Chordata; Actinopteri; Salmoniformes; Salmonidae. Gene Ontology annotation, cellular component: nuclear body. Gene Ontology annotation, biological process: positive regulation of DNA-templated transcription. The record is from RefSeq and is a predicted model, not a curated record. Bases 93 to 1358 code for a protein of 421 amino acids. The transcript has 4 exons.